Messenger RNA from Macaca mulatta (Rhesus monkey), 855 nucleotides. It is a transcript of the gene TMEM270, whose product is annotated as transmembrane protein 270. The record is from RefSeq and is a predicted model, not a curated record. Lineage: Eukaryota; Metazoa; Chordata; Mammalia; Primates; Cercopithecidae.
CCCUGCUUUUCCCAGCCGGAGGAGGAGUGGGAGGCCAGACAUGGAGGCCGUUCCUCCAGUCAGAUCCAGCCUUUUGGGGAUUCUGUUGCAGGUUAUAAGGCUCACAGUGCUGCUGGUUCAGAACCGAGAUCACCUCUAUAAUUUCCUGCUCCUCAAGAUCAACCUCUUCAACCACUGGGUAUCAGGGCUGGCCCAGGAGGCCCGGGGGUCCUGUAACUGGCAGGCCCACCUACCCCUGGGAGCUGCAGCCUGCCCGCUGGGCCGGGCUCUCCGGGCUGGGCUGGCUCUGAUCCAGGUCCCCGUGUGGCUCGUGCUACAGGGACCCAGGCUGAUGUGGGCUGGCAUGUGGGGCGGCACCAGGGCCCUAGGCCUGGCCUUGCUCAGUGCCUGGGAGCAGCUGGGCCUGUCUGUGGCCAUCUGGACAGACCUAUUUUUGUCAUGUCUGCACGGCCUGAUGUUGGUGGCCUUGCUCCUGGUGAUAGUGACCUGGAGGGUGUGUCAGAAGGCCCACUGCUUCCGACCGGACAGGCAGCUCAGUAAGGCCUUGCAAAUGAACUGCGUGGUGAGGAAGCUCCUGGCACAGCUGAGACGUCUGUAUUGGUGGGUGGAGACUAUGACUGCCCUCACCUCCUGGCACCUGGCCUAUCUCAUCACCUGGACCACCUGCCUGGCCUCCCACCUGCUGCAGGCUGCCUUUGAACACACGGCCCAGCUGGCCCAGGCCCAGGAGGUUGAAACCCAGGAGGUCUCAGGGUCUUCCUUGCUGCCCUCACUAUCUGGGUCCUCGGACUCGGAGUCUGGACUAGUUUUGUCAGAGCAAGAAACUCCCAGAGCAUAAAUGUAUUCCCAUCUGCC